GCAGCGUCCUGGCUGGCUGGAACGGCGGAGCAGACUGAAGUGAGCGUCCUGAAAUGCGCGCAGGCUGAAGGACGAGCCGCAUCGCUCCGUGUGCGGACACCGAUCACUCUCACACCGGCUUCAUGCAGCGCGUGGACGGCGUGGACAGAGGUUAAGAGCUCAGCGGGAAAAGCCAGGCGCACUUUUCUAUUCAGAGCGGCCGCUGAAUGCUGAAUGCUGGCUUUUUUAGACUGUCUUCUCCCCUCCGGUGAUGAAUGACGAGGCUCAUCCAUUUCUCUCUUGAGGCAAGGCCGACCUGACUAAUCAUCCAAGGUGUCAAGCUGGUACCAGUCCGAUGUCCUCUUCCCCCACAGUGUGAUGUGCCAUGGCUCCGGUGCUGAGUGGAGUGUGGUGGGGGCCGGACGCAGGCGUCGUCGGGUCGGGGACGGCAGCUUCUACUGGUGUGGCCUCGUGGCUGGGGAGCGGGCAGCUGAUCUUGAUCGUCACCCUCAGCAUCCUCACCGCUUUGCUGCUGGUGUCGGUGCUGCUGCUGCUCUGCGCUAGCUGCCAGGGGCAGAAGAAAGCGGUGAAUGGACACCCAGCGGGAGAUCAUCAGAGCCUCGUGAAUGGAGUUUCAGAGAGAGACGUCAGCCAAUCAGCAGACAGUCCAGCGACUGAUGCGGCGGUCAGCACCUCUCACAAUGGGCCUCUCACCAGCGGUACAAUUCUCACGGACACACAGGACACCAGUCCCCAGUUGUCAGAGGAGAUGCUCUCCAGCCAAUCAGAGCUCAGGUCCUCCAAGUGCCCUCAGGACCGUGAGCUUCCCAGCAUCCCUCCCAACAACGCCCUUAUCGGGAACGGACCCCCACCCUCAGGAGACAGCACGUAUGAGGUGGUGAAGGAAAUGGCCGUGGCCUCACGUGACGUCAGUGCCGAUGAAUCCCUGUACGAGACGGUCAAGGAGCUCAAAGACCCUCCUGCAGAGGCUGGCCUCCCAAACGGUACCAUCCAGCCGAGUCCAGACGAACCUCCGCCUCAUCCUCCCGCUCUUCUUAACGGCCACGUCAGCCCAAACACACCUGAGCGGGGGCCCAUCUUCGCCGGGGCGGAGUACGCCUCUGUCAACCUGAAUAAGAAGAGCCGUCACAGCGCAGACAUGGAGGCCAAAAGGCGCUCUGGUAAUGCUGCCGUUCCUCAACAAAAGCCUCGGGAGGAGCCAGAGGAGGAUUUACCGCCACCGGUACCGGAGAAGGUUCUGGAUGAAAAUGACAACCAGCCAGCACUGAUGAUGAAUGGGCUCGCAGAGGCUGGACUGCACAAUGGAGAGUUACACUCCCCUCCGUCUCCUGCACCGAAGUUCGACAACCACGUUCUGUCAGACAAUGAGUCAGCGGUGUACUCCACAGUCAACAAAACAAACUGUGACGACGCUGUUAACGAGGAGGACAAAGAGCACGACUACAGCAGCAUAGCGGAGAUUAAAGGUCUGGUCCCGGCCUCCUCCUCCGGUGACCUCUACGCCACCGUUCGAGAUAUCUACAGCCAACCCGAUGAGCCCGGCCCCGCCGACAGCACAGACCCAGGCUACGAAACCAUCCGCAUCCCAAAGACUAAUAGCUCAGAGGAUGAGCACCGGGCCGAGGGGUCAGACGUGGGCAAGGCGGAGCCCGACUAUGAAAGCGUCGGAGAGCUGGGUCUGGGCCCAGAAAUGUCCCGCCUUUAAGUCGUCGUCCCCGCUCCCCUCCUCAUAUCGCCUGGAUGCAUCUAACAGACUUCGCUGCAGUGCUUUAAGCUUGCUAUCAAGGAUGCUUUGGGCGCAUGACUUGUGAACAGAAAACAGCUCGCCACAGCAUCCACCCAGCCGUGCACGAGCAUCCUCCUUACAGCCUGGGUACGGUUUAUCAUAUCCAAACUUGACUCCUUUAGUUCAUCAAUCAUGGUGAAUGUCAUCGGUACUGGUGGGCCUUAACAACACUUGAUUGUGGAAGAAAAAUAUUCAAUAGUUAAACUACCAAAUAAAUAUCCAAUCGCAACACUCAUGCAGCAUUUUAAUAGUUAGCUAACGACACUAUCUAAAAAAAAGAAAAAAAUACCAGUAAUUCAGUGCCAUAAAGUGAUGGUGAAAUUCAUGCACUUACACACGUGAAGGUUAUAUUAUUUGUGUGCUCCCUCUGCAGCUGCUAGUCUUUCUAGUUUCUUCCGAGUGACUCAGUGUCAUGUUUUAUUGAGGUGUCAGGUGGUGUAUUUUUAGGCUUUUUUCCUGUCAGGUCGGCAACACCUCCACUGUGCAUUCGCCACAAGAAAUUAGGUUUCUCCCACCCCUCUCAGUUUUGCUGCCAAACGGUUAGCAGAGACAGAGGUUGCAUUCAGUAGAUUUUCACCAUUUAACACAGCUGAUGAAUUCCCUGCCGCGCACACGUGUCAUUGCUCAGACUACACGGCGCAUAUGUGUGGGCUUAGCGUGUUGCAGGUUGACGGUAGUCAUCUGUGGAGAGCCAAAAAAACGGAAAACGAGGAGUGAAGGAAGAAGGGAAUUGUUGCAACACGUUUUUAAAGCUUUUUUUUUGUUGUUCUUUUAGAAGAGCUACAGUCAAUGUCAAAGGGUUUUUUUUGUGAAUUUCAUAUUUAUUUGAAGACGAUUAUUGUUGUGUAAUUGUGAAAUGUUAAAGUAUGUCUGUGACAGAAAAAAGCGAAUAGGCAUUUAUAAAAAAAAUAAAAUUUCUAGCGUUUUUACUGAGAUACUAAAUGAAAGUGAUUUGCGAGGAUUGUGGCAGUUAGGUACGUGUUCCCCCCCAGAGCAUUUAAAGAGUUCAUUGUUUUUAAAAAAACAACAAAAAAAUGAAAGAAAGAAAGAAAAAUGAAUGUGUCGGUGUAUAUUGUCAUUUUGCACACUUUGGUCAAACAAGUUCAGAUGACAUAUUGUGAUGAAAUGACGCGACGAGCUUAUAUUAUUGUACUUUGUAUGUUUCCUCGAGUCUAUUCUUGGUACAGCCUUCUGUCGGCAUUAAAGCACAAGUACAGAUUAUCGAAAGCAGUUAACAUCGCUGCACACUUUUCAACAUCUAACGCUUUUUUUUUUCUUUUAAAUACAGGACCAUACCUGUCUCUAUGUAGCUUGAACUGACGACAGUGCCAAUCGAAGCUUGUAGUUAGAGGAGUAUUUUAAUCAACUGUUACUCGCUGGAAAUUUAAUGUGAGCUUUUACUUAUUUGUACAAUGUCCAGAGUCAUAUAGUUUUAAAAUAAGAUUAAAGGCACUGAUUGUAUGACUUGUUUUAAGAAAAAAAAAACCCCCAACUUCAACCAUGUUUUCAUGUUAUUUUAACUCAAAGUUGAUGGCGUUUCAUAUCUGAGAAUAUCCAUUUAAAUGCCAGACAUAUGGUACAGCUCCUUUUGGUACAUGCAUAUUAAGAAACCUGUGGUACUUUUAUUAAACACAAAAAAGAAAUUGCCUCGUUACUGUUUAUUUUUAAAUGAAUACUGCCUCUGCUUUGUGCUGUAAAUAUCUUUUUUUGUCAUCAUUAUUAUUUUUAUCAUUGCUACAGUAUGUAACCUCUUUGCAGAAAAAUCGGUGUCAUCUGUUUCCACCCACAUCAGAAUAUUACAGCGUUACAGUAUCUCCAGCUUCGGGUUUGUGUUUCAUUAGACAUGCUGGAGCUCGCCCGUGGUUUCACACAAACGCGGCCGGCCUGCUCUGACUGCUAUGGGAUUAAUAAAUUAUAUACAUUUGAAA
Pelmatolapia mariae (spotted tilapia) is the source of this 3714-nucleotide messenger RNA. It is a transcript of the gene pag1, whose product is annotated as phosphoprotein membrane anchor with glycosphingolipid microdomains 1. Bases 365 to 1705 code for a protein of 446 amino acids. Gene Ontology annotation, biological process: intracellular signal transduction; negative regulation of T cell activation. NCBI's taxonomy places the organism in Eukaryota, Metazoa, Chordata, Actinopteri, Cichliformes, Cichlidae. Gene Ontology annotation, cellular component: plasma membrane; membrane raft. The transcript is spliced from 10 exons. The record is from RefSeq and is a predicted model, not a curated record.